CACAAAAAAAAAUGCGUCAAUUUACUGCCAUAAUUUCUGUAGCCAUCGUGUUGGCUUUGGCUGUCUGUGUGUCGGGAGCCAUUCCAAUGAGAAACUUUUCAAAGGAGAAGAUGAAGGGAGUGAGUGGUGAAUCAUUGAUGGUUGUUCCUCUUCAGGAUUAUAACAAUUUCUAUUAUUAUGCCAAUGUACAUUUUGGUUCAGAUAAGAGUAAUACUUUCAAGCUUAUGGUUAAUACUAAUGGAGGAUUAUUGACUGUUACUUCUACAUUGUGUGGAAUGCAAUGUUUCAGACAUCCAAAGUAUGAUUCUUCCAAGUCAAGCACUUACAAGAAAGAUGGAAGACAAGUUGAUUGGUAUUUGGGAGAAUUUGAAUUCUUUGGAACACUUGCCAAUGAUCAAAUGGGACUUAUUUUGGAUAAUGGAGCUGAUUUGACAAUUAAGAAUGUUACUUUUGCUGAAUUGGUUAAGAGUGAUGAUUCUUUUGAGGAAAGCUUUUUGCAAUUUGAUGGAUUCCUUGGUUUGAAUUUGAGUCCAGAACCAAGUGCAAACUAUGUCUAUUCAUUCCCAUCCAUUAUGGAUUAUGUUGUGCAACAAAAACUAGUUAGCAGCUAUGUCUUUUCUAUUUAUUUGAGUGAACUCAAGAAUCCAAAUCAACAAAAGCAAAAGGGUAAAGGAGCUUUGGUUUUGGGUGGUUACUCAACUGAUUACUAUAAGGGUCCAAUGAAUUUCUAUCCAAUUCCAACUGGUUCAAAGAAUUGGAUGAUUGAAUUCGAUGGUCUUAAGGUUAAUGGUAAUUUGGUCAAUUAUUUAACAUGUGGUCCUGGUACUGGAGUCAAGUGUCUUGCUACUUUUGAUACAAGUGCUUAUGCCAUGUUUACUGAUCCAAUCACCUUCUCUGCUAUGCAACUUUUUGCCAAUGUCAGUCUUCCAGCUGAUUGUUCUCAAAUUCAAUUCUCUAGAAUUCCAACCUUUACUUUUGUCAUUGGUGGCAAUGAAUAUUCUAUUGAACCACAUAACUUUGUCAUUGAAAACAAGCCACCAAUCUUUGGACCUUCUGUCUGUCAAGGUGGUAUCAAUAAGGCCGAUCAACUCAAAGCUGGUCAAUGGAUCUUUGGUUCUCUCUUCCAAUCUCUCUUCUACACUGUUUAUGAUAAGCAAAAUAUGAGAAUUGGUUUGGCCAACGCCAUCCACAACUAAUUAUGCCAACAAUUUGCAUUCCUGAGAAAAAACAUAAAAAACAAUUUUGAUUAAU
This is a messenger RNA of Naegleria gruberi, 1251 nucleotides long. RefSeq lists its product as uncharacterized. Gene Ontology annotation, biological process: proteolysis. The record is from RefSeq and is a predicted model, not a curated record. NCBI's taxonomy places the organism in Eukaryota, Heterolobosea, Eutetramitea, Acrasida, Naegleriidae. The transcript has 2 exons. Gene Ontology annotation, molecular function: aspartic-type endopeptidase activity. The coding region runs from base 12 to 1196 and encodes 394 amino acids.